AUGCUGACUGGCUUCCAUGAGGACUAGAAGGGUGGACUUCCACGCAGGAGCAGGAUUUGGGAACAGUCCGUGGAAUUGACCUCUUUUUUUUGUGCGUGGAGAAGCUGUGUUUUUUUCUUUCUUUUUUUUUUUUUUUUUUUUUGGGAAAACCAGGCUGGAUUGUCUCCUUGCAUACUAAUCACCUUUUUUAGGGGACACCCGGAGGACCCCGCGGCACCCCAAUGAAUGUGUAGCCGAGCCAUGUAUUGCAGAAGAGAAGGGUCGAGAUGGCGGCCCGGCGGACUGUCUUUGCGCUCAGGCCUUUGCAGAUGGUGGCGGCCGCUCAUCGCUAUGGUCCUGCUUCAAUCGUCCGCUGUCCUCGGUGCGCUGGAGCUGCAGCUGGACGAGGAGCAGCCAGCGGGGACCAUCGUCGGGGACAUUAGUGCCGGGUUGCCGGCCGGUGAGACAGCGAGUCUUUAUUUCAUCUCGGACCACGAGGGAACAGGUGUGGGGAGUGAUCUCAACAUCGAUGAGACCACGGGGAUCAUAACCACGGCGCGACGCUUGGACCGCGAGCAGAGGGACCACUACAGUUUCAUUGCUGUGACUAUGACGGGUGUCACCAUUGAGGUGUCAAUCAGCAUCAAUGAUAUCAACGACCAUGAGCCUACGUUCCCUAAAAAGAAAGCUGUACUCAAAAUCCCAGAGCACACGGCAGAGGGGACGAGGUUUUCCUUGGAGCCAGCGACCGACGCGGACAAGGACCAGCUGACCACGCAAGGCUACAGUAUUCGAGAGGGUAAUGUGGGACAGGUGUUCCGUCUGGAGACGAAGAGAGCUGCCAACAAGGUGCUUUAUCUGGACUUGGUUGUCAGCGGACUGCUGGACAGGGAGAAACGCUCGUCGUACCUUUUAGUCUUGGAGGCCUUUGAUGGGGGCUCUCCCAGGAGGGUGGGGUCCAUGAACCUGGAAGUGGCUGUGACUGACAUAAAUGACCAUGCGCCGGUCUUCAACCAGAGCAGAUACCAUGCUAUCAUUUCAGAAAGCCUCCCACAGGGAAGCAGCAUCCUGCAGGUGUUUGCAGCAGAUGAGGACGAAGGUGACAAUGGUCUGGUGCUUUAUGAGAUCAACCGGCGUCAGAGUGAUCCUGACCGCUACUUCGUCAUGGACCUCAAGUCUGGAGUCAUCACCCUGAACAGACCACUGGACUAUGAGCUGAAACGAGUGCAUGAACUGGUUGUCCAGGCCAGGGACAACGCGAGCCAGCCCGAGGUGACCAACGCUUUUGUCACAAUACAUGUGCGUGACUACAAUGACAACCAGCCCACCAUGACCAUCAUCUUUCUCAGUGAAGAUGGCUCUCCGAGGAUCUCCGAGGGGGCCCAGCCGGGUCAGUACGUGGCCCGCAUAUCUGUCACCGACCCCGACUAUGGAGAGUACGCCAACGUCAACGUCUCCCUGGAGGGGGGCGAUGGAAAGUUUGCUCUCACAACAAAGGACAGCAUCAUCUACCUGAUUUAUGUGGACCAGGUGUUGGACAGGGAGGAGAGAGAUUCUUAUGACCUCAGGGUGAUGGCCACAGACUCUGGCACGCCCCCCCUCAGGGCGGAGUCGUCUUUCACCAUCCAGGUGACGGACGUAAACGACAACCCCCCUCUGUUUGACCAGCAGGCCUACAAACAGACCAUCCCAGAGGUCGUCUAUCCAGGCUCGUUUGUUCUUCAGGUUACUGCCCGUGACAAAGACCAGGGCCCCAACGGGGAAAUUAGAUACAGCCUCCUGAAGGGGAAAAACUCUCACUCCGACUGGUUCUCCAUUGACCCGGUCACGGGGAUCAUUACCACGGCGACGGCCUUGGAUUUUGAAUCAGAGCCUGCGCCCAGCGUGACCGUGGUCGCAAUAGACAGCGGACGGCCGCCGCUGUCCUCUACGGCUCAAGUGGACAUCGUGCUACAGGACGCUAACGACAACACACCUGUGUUCUCCAGGAGCUUCUACAAUGCCUCCGUCAAGGAGAACACACCAGCCGGGACCUGCUUCCUGGAGGUGUCUGCCACGGAUGAUGACCGCGGGUCCUUCGGCGCCGUGACCUACGCGCUGACUUCGAGCUCCGGCGGGGCGCCGCCCUCCCACUUCACCAUCAACAAGGAGACCGGGCACCUGUGCACCAGCACCAGUCUGGAUCGCGACGACGGACUGGAGAGGUUUGACUUGACCGUCACGGCAACAGACGGGGGGGGCCUGAGCUCGGUGGCCCGUGUCAGGGUGUCGGUGGCGGACAUCAAUGACAACCGGCCCUCCUUCUACCCGGUCCUCUACGCGGUCAGCCUCAGCGCCCACAGCACCCCCGGCACCUCCGUUGUCAAGGUAACAGCCAACGACCCGGACGCCGGGGAGAACGGCCGGGUGACGUACCGCACGGUGGCCGGGGGCGGUGCGGCCUUCUUCACCCUCAACAAGGACACAGGCGUUAUAUCGCUCUCGCGCUCGCUCCACGGCAAGGCCAGUUCCGUCAUCUCCAUGGUGAUAUCGGCCGUGGACGGCGGAGGUCUGAUGGCGCCGGUCAACGCCAGGGUGAACGUGAGCGUGGUGGGGGGCUCGGUGUCGUCUCCCGUGUUCGAGCAGGCGCAGUAUUUCUUCACCGUCUCCGAGGACGUCCUCGGGGGGACGGCGGUCGGCGUGGUCCGCGCCGCGACAAAGACAGCUGCUUCAAAAGAAGUCUUCUACUCCGUCUCCUCUGGAGAUCCUGACGGUUACUUCACGGUGGACAGUACAUCUGGGACCAUCCGCACCGCUCUUCCCCUGGACCACGAGACCUGCUCCGGACUUGAUCUAGAGAUCCAGGCACGGUCUGGCUCCCCUCCUGCUUUUGGGAGCAGUCGUGUUCGCAUAACCAUCUCUGACGUCAACGACAACGCCCCUACCUUCCUUCCGUCUUGGUCCGAGUCCCUCCUUCUGCCUGAGAUCACCAAGAUGGGGGCCGUUAUCUACCGCAUUCAGGCCUCAGACAAGGACUCUGGUCAUAACGGCCAGCUCAGCUUCGACCUGGUGUCCGCCGGGGUGGCGGGCAGCAGCGGCCAGAGGACGUUUGGCGUGGAUCGAGGCAGCGGGGAUGUGCGACUGAUUGGGGGUCUGUCGUAUGAGAGUGUCCCUCGCUAUGACCUUCAGGUGGUGGCCAAAGACGGAGGAGCACCUCAGCUGAGCUCCACCUUCACCCUGGUGGUACACAUCCAGGCACAGGAUGCACAAGGCCCCCACUUUGACACCCUGACGUACCGCGUGGAGCUCAGAGAGAACGCUCCUCUCAACACGCGCUUCCUUCAGGUGCGAGCACUGAACCGAGAGGCCUCAGGGAACGAAGGAAGCGCUUCCUCCCCGUCGUCCAUGUCCUACCGUCUCAGGCCCGACGGCGACGCCGCAGGCUUUGGCAUCGUACCGGAUAGCGGUUGGCUGUUUGUGCGGAGCUCGUUGGACCGCGAGGUCAAGGACAUGUACCUGCUGACAGUCCUGGCCACCUCGGGUCAAGGAGGGAGAACCGGAAGCGCCACAGUCAGAGUGACGGUGACGGACGAGAACGACAACUCCCCCAGGCUCAGCCAGGACAGGGUGUUCCUGGCGGUCCGGGAGAACCUGCUCGCGGGGACGGGCUUCGGUAGGGUGACUGCGACGGACCGAGAUGCGGGGCCGAACGCUCGACUCUCCUACCGGCUGCUGCACGCCGACAGACACUUCCAGGUCAACUCCCAGACAGGGGAGGUCAGUACUCGCCUGGUACUGGACAGAGAGCAGCAGUCCAGCUACCAGCUGGUGGUGGUGGUGCAGGACGGAGGAACGCCUCCACGCAGCGCCACCGGCACCGCCCACGUCACCGUGCUGGACGACAACGACCACGCCCCGACCUUCUCGCACGCCCGGCCGGACAGGGAGCUCAUCUUCCAGGUGAAAGAGGGACUCUCGUCUGGGACCGCCCUGGGAACGGUGUCGGCUAAAGACCCCGAUGAGGGGGAAAACGGCACCGUCUACUACUCCUUAUCGGGCUCCCGAGCCGAGCGCUUCUCCCUGAACCCGACCAGCGGGGAGCUCCGCACGGCGUCGCCCCUCAGAUGGGCGGAGCGGGCCGAGUACGCCUUGACCGUGACCGCCGCUGACCACGGAGCGCCCGGCCUCAGCGCCACCUGCCAGCUACGCAUACAAGUUCUGAGCUCCUCCAAGUCCAGCCCUCAACCCAACGUGCUCUCCAUGACCCUGAACACGGUGGAAGGCGCUCCCCCGGGCUCCGUCAUCGGCUCGGUGCGUUCCCACGAAGCCGCCGCGCUGGAAGGCCAGGCCACUUACUUGGUGGUCGGCGGCACGGACCGGGACGGAACCUUCAUGGUGGACCGACUGAAGGGCGACGUGUACCUGGCGCAGGAACUGGACUACGAGAAGGGCUCGAAGUACACGCUGCACAUCGAGGUGUCGGACUUCUCCCGGGCGUAUCCCAGCAGCCACCUGGUGAAGCUGACUAUCGACGUCCAGGACAGCAACGACCACUCGCCACAGUUCACGGAGGACCCGGUAACCAUUGUGGUCCCUGAGAACCUCCAUCCCGACUCCUCCAUAUACAGCUUCCAGGCCGUGGACCAGGACGGUAGCGGACCCAACAGCGAGCUGCGGUACUCCGUGGAACACCACUGGCCAGUCAAUGCCGACCUCCUGAAACUGGACCCCGUCAGCGGAGUCCUGACUUUGGGGCAGAAGCUGGACCGCGAGUCCACGCCCUCCCUCUACCUGGUGGUGCGGGCCACGGACCAGGCGGCGGAUCCUUCGCAGAGACGCUGGAGUUCGGUCACCGCCCGCGUCUUCGUCACCGACGAAAACGACAACGCCCCCGCCUUCAGCUCGCCGUCCGCGGUCAGCGUUAUGGAGGACCAACCUGUCGGCUUUGUCAUUUUGUACGUCAUGGCCCGGGACGCCGAUGAAGGAGAGAAUGGCCGAGUGUCGUACAGAAUCCAGGCGGGAAACGGCGCCGGUCGCUUCAGCCUGAACCCGAACACAGGCUCUUUGUCCAUUCUGAAAGCCCUCGACCGAGAGGAGCAGGGAGUCUACAAUUUGACCGUCAUUGCGGAGGAUCACGGCGUACCUGCGCUCUCCGCCGCCCAGGUGCUUUCCGUGCAGGUGAUCGACGUGAACGACGAGGCUCCCGUGUUCCAGAAGGCUGAGUUCGAGGCCCACGUGUUGGAGAACCAAGGGCCGGGCACCACGGUGCUGACAGUGGUUGCCACAGACAGAGAUCAAGGUUCGAAUGGUCAUGUGACCUUUGGGGGGGUGACAGAGGAAGGUUUUGUCAUCAACCCUUCAACUGGUGUGAUCACCACCACCAAGGAACUUGACAGAGAGCUUCGUGAUCACUACAUACUCACUGUCUACGCCCGCGACGGAGGCUUACCUCCUAACUUUGCCAAGGUGGUGGUCCGAGUGGAAGUGCAGGAUGUGAAUGACAACACGCCAGUCUUUGCCAAGCCGUGGUACGGAUUGGAGGUGCCGGAGAACCAGGCCCCCGUAGAGCUCUGUUUCCUCAAGGCCACAGACCCAGAUUCUGGUCCCGGCGGAGAGCUGGAGUACAGGAUCACUGCUGGAGAUCCAGAUGGGGAUUUCCAGAUCCAUGCCAGCACGGGAGCCCUGUCCACCUCACGAGGGCUGGACAGGGAGACCAGGGCGGAGUACACCCUAGAAGUGGUGGCGGCAGACCGAGGAAGCCCGUCUCUCAGCACUGUGGUCACCGUGGAGGUCAGAGUGAUGGAUGUUAACGACAACAGCCCUGUUUUUGGCAGAAGUAGCUACACUGCAGACGUGUCGGAGGAUUCCGCGGAGGGAUCGCAAGUCCUGAUGGUGUCAGCAACAGACGUUGACGAUGACUUGAACGGGAAAGUUCUGUAUUUCCUCAGCCAGGAGGCACACGGAGCGUUCACAGUGGAUGAGCACACCGGUCGCAUCGCCACAUCCGCACCUCUGGACCGCGAAAGACAGACGUCAUACAGCUUCCAGGUCCUUGCCGUUGAUCUAUCACCAGCGUCACCCAGAAACACCUCUGCUCAGGUGACAAUCACCAUCACCGAUGUAAACGACAACACGCCGGUCUUCAUUCAGGAUCCGCUGAUCAUCGAAGCAUCCAGCAGGAGGUCCCAGCGGGUCCUGGCCACAAUGAAGGCGGAGGACAAGGAUUUUGGUGCCAACGGCUCUGUGUUUUAUCGUUUUGCCGCGCCGGUGAAAGGCUUCAGCAUCAACUCGCUGACGGGGCAGAUCCAAGCUACAGAGCCGCUAGAGACACUGUCCCAGGCCCAGAGGACACUCAUUGUGGAGGCCAUGGACCAAGGCACACCUGCGCAGUCGGCUCAGGGUGUGGUGGUGAUCUAUGUGAAGGAGGUCGAGUACAGCGGCAUCCGAUUUUCCAGGAAUGCCCGAGACGUCAGCAUACAGGAAAACGCUGCUAAAGGAACAACUGUGGCCCAGGCUCAGGCCCAAUAUCCAGAUGGAACACACAAGGGGAUCAGCUACAGCAUCUUCAGCGGAAACAAACAGCAAGCCUUCAGUAUCAGCUCGUCCACAGGUGAGAUCUGGGUGCAGAGCUCCAAGGGGCUGGACUUUGAGGAUUCACCCAGACUCCGUAUAGUUGUCAAAGCGGAAACGGUGUCCUCCACUUCAUUCCUGGGCAUAAACCUAAUGUUGCAGGACGUCAACGACAAUCUUCCUCGCUUCCAGCUGCAGAAUUACGUGGCUUACAUGAGGGAGGCGGAGGGAUACGAGAUGCCGAUCAUACAGGUGGUGGCUGAGGAUGUGGAUCAAGGCCAGAAUGGUCAGGUGACCUACUCCAUCCAAUCGUCAGAAAUGAGCGGCCUGUUCAAGAUUGACCCCAUGACGGGAAGCAUCACCACGGCUGCGAUUAUGGACCGCGAGAUCUUUACCCAGACCAGGCUCGUACUGACCGCGACUGACCGAGGAAGUCCAAGACUGGCAGGUUCCGCCACACUGACGGUCAUCAUCGUUGACCAGAAUGACAACAGUCCCACUAUUCCCUUGCCACAAGAAAUACGCAUCUCAGAGAACACAUUGAUAGGCACGGAGAUCACCCUGGUGACGGGUAACGACGUCGACUCCGGCCCCACCCUGUCCUACUCGCUGCACCUGGACCCGGCCGCCUCGGGCAAGUUUGGGAUCCAUCGUUUUAGCGGCGGGGUUUCCCUCACGGCCCCGCUGGACUUUGAGGAGAAGACGUGGUACACGGUGACCGUCAGAGCCACGGACAGCAAGCAUCAGACGGAGGCCAACAUCACCAUCGUGGUGGAGGACGUCAAUGACAACGCACCCGCGUUCACCCAAGACCUGUAUCAGGUGAUCCUACCUGAGCACACGCCAGCAGGAAGUGUGGUCGUCACGGUAACAGCCACCGACGGGGACUCUGGCGAGAACGGGAGGAUCUCUUACAGCGUGAUGUCGUCUACCCAGGAAGGCUUCUACGUUGAUCCCAACAAUGGAACGUUAUUCGUGGACCACAGAGUCGAGUUCGACCCGGAACGGCUUUCGGUCAACGUUGUCAUUGAAGCCCGCGAUGGGGGGUCACCCUCACUGUCCGCCCUCACCACGGUUCAGGUCCAGAUCGCUGACGUCAACGACAACGCUCCCGUUUUCCACCAAUCAGAGUACAGGGCCACGGUUCCAGAGGACAUCAUUCCAGGUUCUACAGUCUUGACUUUCGAGGCCUUCGACAGUGACCUUUCCCGAGAAAAUUGCGGCUUUGACUUUGCCAUCGCCAGCGGGAACGAAGGCAACGCGUUUCAGAUCGAGAGCAGCGUGCGCUUCCUGGAGGGGCGGGGCUUCCAGACGGUCGGCACGCUGCUGUUGGCCGAAUGUGUGGAUUUCGAAAGCAAGCCGCUGUACAACCUCACCGUGGUCGUGUCGGACCGCGGCGUUCCCCAGAAGAGCUCCAGCGUGGCGGCCGUCAUCGCCAUCGGCGACGUGAACGAUAACCCUCCGGUGUUCGGCAGAGCGGAGUACACGGUGUCGCUGAGCGAGGGAGCGGCUGCUGGCACUGAGAUCAUCCGACUGACGGCCACAGGUGCGUCCAUCUUUGGACCUGUUCUUCUAAUCUCUGUCUUACUCUUAUUUCACCUUUGCUGUCUUGCUACAGAUCCAGAUUCCGCCCCCAACGCAGAGGUCCAGUACACCAUCAGCUCCGGAGAUGAGAUCAACUUAUUUGCUGUGGACCAAUGGACCGGAGCCUUGCGUCUUCAGCAGUCAUUGGACCGUGAGCACCAGCCCGCCCACACGGUCAUCAUCCAGGCCACAGAUGGACACGGACAUUUUGCGCUGGUUCCGGUCAUCAUUGAGGUCAAAGACAUCAACGACAACCAUCCAUUCUUCCCCGUGGAAGUCCUGACGGCGAGCAUCAGGGAGAACCAACCCGCCAACUCUGCCGUGACAGUCCUUCACGCCAUCGACCACGACACCGGGGUCUUUGGACAACUAAAAUACUUCAUGAUGGAGCGCUCUGUGGCCGGAAAGGACUUCUCUGUGGACGCCAACACUGGAGAAAUCAGGAGCAAGAAUCCUUUUGACUUUGAGAGGAUAGAUUCCUUUAACUUUGUGGCCUUGGCGGUCGAUGCAGGAAACCACUCGGCCACUGUGACCGUGCAGGUGUUUGUGACAGGUGAGGACGAGUACGACCCACUCUUCACGUCCUCAGAUUUCUCCUUUAAGGUCCCGGAGGACGCCAGGAAAGGUCAGAGCAUCGGCCAAGUGGCGGCCCGUGACGAGGACGGAGGAGUGGACGGUAUCGUCCUCUACUCUUUCCCUACGAACUCUCCCUACUUCGAGGUGAACAAAACCACGGGGAUUAUAUUCCUCAAGAUGGACAGCUCAGGCCGCAGUGGCGGCGGGUCGGGUCAAACGACAAUGGAACCCAGACUGAUGACUUUGGAUGUGAGAGCUCACAGUCCUCUGGAAACUUCUCGCACCGCAGCAGCACAGAUCGCCAUUGAUGUCACCAACACCAGCUUCGGCCUGGCUCCUGAUGUCAACGUACUACUGAUCAUCAUUAUCGCCGUGUCCCUGGGCGUCAUCGUCCUGCUGGUGGUCAUGGCGGUGGUGGUCUUCCUUGUCAAGUCGCGCAAGAGGAAGAAAGACCAGAACACCGGAAACAGAGCCGUUGCCACAGGGACUGCCCUAAAGAGCAUAGACAACUGCAGCUCCGGGCAAGGGGGGGAGAGAAUCUACCACCAGGCCCUGCCAGGCUAUGUUGGAGACCAGGGUGGUGGAGGCGCGGGUACAUACACACGAGGCGGCUCUCUGGAUCCAUCUCACUCCAGCGGAAGAGGGUCUGCCGAGGCCGCAGAGGAUGACGAAAUCAGGAUGAUUAAUGAGUACCCCCGUGUGGCCUCCAUCACCUCCUCCAUGCAGGAGCACAUCUCCGCCAGAGGACCAGAUUCUGGCAUCCAGCAGGAUGCUGAUCAGCUCUCCGACGUCUCCUGUGAGCCUGCAGCCUUGGAAGGUAGCACUUGGUUCAAAGGCAAAAAGCUGGGCGGCAGCCUAAGCGGGACUUUGCUCUCUGGGCAGCUCCCAGUCUACAGAGACGAUGGCGGCGGGUACUUGGGUGUUGGCCGGGGCCUCAACAUCUCCCUCCCCAAAGACUACGCCUUCCCUGAGGAUGGAAAACCGGCAGUGGACGGCUCCCUGACCGCCAUCGUCGCCAGCGACGAGGAGCUCCGCGGAAGCUACAACUGGGACUACUUGCUCAACUGGUGUCCUCAGUUUCAGCCUCUGGCCAACGUCUUCACAGAGAUCGCGCGGCUGAAAGACGAGACCGCCCAGCAGAGCCAGAACUUGCGCCAGCCUUUCCAACCCAAGUCUAAAAUGGACCCCAAACCCAGAAUCGAUCCCCCGCCGCUCAUCACGUCGGUCGCCCACCCCGGGGCUAUGUCGGUUCCACCAAAAGUCCCUGUGAUGGGACGGACAUUUCCCCAUUUGGCCUCUCUCCGACGGUCCCCUAUAAGUCACGAGGGGUCCAUCUCCUCAGCGGCCAUGUCCCCCAGCUUCUCACCGUCGUUGUCUCCACUGGCGGCACGCUCGCCAGCUGUUUCUCCCUUCGGAGUCAACCAAGGACCCUCGGCGUCCAUGAUCAGCACCCGGGAGCCCUCACUGGACCGGAGUCCUGAUCAUGAGAUGAGAAUAUGAAGGAAGUGUUUCAAACAAGCAAAGCACGAUGGGACAUUUUGAAAUUCUGUUUUCGGACAGUUGUACUGAAGGGCAAACACGAACCUCACUUUCCCUUCCUUGGUGGACUGAUCAGGGACUUGUGUCCAUGUUCUGGCUGGCCAGAGAGACUUGUCUCGGUGUCUGUGGACAUGCUUCACCUUUCAGAUUGUUUGACGUGCCAAUGUGGGCCAGACUUGGAGAUUACUCAUUUUAUUAUUUUGAUAUAUUCUGAAAGACGGUGGACAUUUGCAAACAUGUACAUGAGUAUGAAGACUUUUUAUGUAUGCCAUCCUGUGACUUGUGUGUUUGUUAGCAUUAUUUAUACGGACAGAAGAGAUGCUGUGGUGUUUUUUGUAUCGGAUCAUUUUUAGUCAAGUUGCCGAUCAGACCGUGACCAGGACUGUGGACGGCUUCCCGGCCGGCGGAUCACCUCUGUGUCUUCACAAAGAAAGUGCUUCCUGAAGUCAAGUCCGCACGAGGCUAAUAUGCAAAACCACAAAACUCGUGUCCGCAGGAAGUAAAAAAAGCCGGAUGCGAAAAGUUAGCAUAAGCAGCGAUCCGCUCCUCAGGAUCUAGUCCUCUCUGCGAGCCGGCGACUUGAUUUAGGGGCGUCAGGCGCAAAGGAACAAAAGAGCUGUACUCGUAUUUAAAGCAAAUAAUAAAUUCCCCUCUGAUCCCUUUUGACAAA
Nerophis lumbriciformis (worm pipefish) is the source of this 10897-nucleotide messenger RNA. It is a transcript of the gene dchs1b, whose product is annotated as dachsous cadherin-related 1b. Gene Ontology annotation, cellular component: plasma membrane. NCBI's taxonomy places the organism in Eukaryota, Metazoa, Chordata, Actinopteri, Syngnathiformes, Syngnathidae. Gene Ontology annotation, biological process: homophilic cell-cell adhesion. Gene Ontology annotation, molecular function: calcium ion binding. The record is from RefSeq and is a predicted model, not a curated record.